UCUUUGAUUGUACAAUAUACAGUGAAAGGCAAUUAUUUAAUUUAAAUUUAUUAUUUUGAUACGCUUACUAAGUACUAUAUUACAUCAGUACCAAAACACUUGGUUGAGGUUAUUAAACUAAUUGGUAAAGAUUUUAGCAGUCGAACAGUUCCCAUGAGGCACAAAUAAAAGUUUGCAAAAAUAUUAUUGCAUGUGGCUAGAAUUGUUAUUCUUAAUAUAGACUGAUAUGCUUGCAGUAAUCAAUAAAUUUGAGCUAGUCGUAUAGACUUGUAAUAAAAAUUAUAUACCUACCGAAGAAAGAAAUCACCUACAGAAACAGUUAUGGAUCCAAAGUUUUUUUAUCAAUAUCAAGUGCAAGUAGCAGUAUUUAAAUAUAAACAAAAUUAUUACAUGUACAAUCUGUAUAUCUCAUAACGAUGUAAAUUAUUGGCUAUAGUUGCGUUAUCAUGUAUGAUAAAAAAGACAUACAAACCAAAGCGCUUUUGAAUAUCAGAAUUGUGUUACAAUAGAUAAGAUUUUGGUGCUUUUUAUAAAGUGUACCCUAUCAUUUUAAAUGAUCCAACAAUGUUUAAAAAUUACUGUUGCAUGACCACAGAACAAUUCAAAGAUCUGUUAAUACUGGUUGCUCCAGUAAUUACUAGACAAGAUGUGAUACAAACACCAAUCUCACCUAAAGAACGUCUAUUGUUGACAUUAAGGUACUUAGCAUCAGGAGAUAGUCAAGUGUCUAUGUCAUAUAAAUUUGGUGUUGGGACAAGUACAGUUUCUCAAAUAAUUUCGGAAACUUGUCAAGCAUUGUGGACACAAUUAGCCCCUUUAGUUCUACCAGUACCAAAAUCAAAAGAUUGGGGAGAAAGUGAAAAUAAUUUCAAUUGGGAAAUUCGUAAAUAGAAUUUCCCAAACUGCGUGGAUGCUAUUGAUGGUAAAAGAAUCUUCGCGUAAAUAUAAAAAUUUAAGAAGCUCUAAAAUAUAGUGUCGUCUCAUUAAAGGAAAGAAAGUAUUUUAUUUUUUACUUGAAAGAAUCUUCGUGUAAAUAUAAAAAUUUAAGCAAAUCUGCUAUAUAGUGAUGUCUUUUUGAAAGCGGUAUUCUAUUUAAUGAUGCUCGGAUUAAUCCAAUUACGUUCUCUAUUUCAUCAUUUUGCGGUGUCAUAAUAGGUAAUGCUAGUAAAACCAAUUCAGGUGGUUUUGGGAGAGGUGCGUUUAACAACUCAGUAAGUUUUGUCAUCACUUCAUUUGGCUCGGAUGAUCGACCUGUAACAACGUUUAUAUUUUGCCAAAAAUCGGAAUUAAAUUUUCAACUUAUAAUUAAAUGUUAAUAAGUUAGAAACGCUUUGGCUUAAUGCACAUAGGACGCGUCAACGCGUUACGCGUGACGAGGUAGCCAAUCAUUUUUUCGCUUUUAUGACAAGAAAUAAGAAAACAAAAGAAUGAUUGGCUAUUCGCCACGCGUAACGCGUUGACGCGUCCUGUGUGCAGUGAGUCUUACUUUGUCAGUACAGUCGUGAGUUAAAAGGUUGCAACACAUUUUCUUCGAUGGUUUUUGGAAUGUAGACUUGUUUAUCGAACGGCCAACGUAAUUGGUUCUCACCUGUGAAUCCAACCAAUUACUUUCGCCGAUCAAUGAGCAAGUCUACAUUCCAAAAACCAUUGAAGAAAAUGUGUUGC
Molecule: messenger RNA, 1665 nt
Organism: Solenopsis invicta (red fire ant)
Lineage: Eukaryota; Metazoa; Arthropoda; Insecta; Hymenoptera; Formicidae
Product: protein ANTAGONIST OF LIKE HETEROCHROMATIN PROTEIN 1-like
Exons: 4
Coding region: 565-891 (108 amino acids)
Source: RefSeq, a predicted model, not a curated record